Messenger RNA from Catharus ustulatus (Swainson's thrush), 3183 nucleotides. RefSeq names its product growth hormone regulated TBC protein 1 (gene GRTP1). NCBI's taxonomy places the organism in Eukaryota, Metazoa, Chordata, Aves, Passeriformes, Turdidae. The transcript is spliced from 8 exons. The record is from RefSeq and is a predicted model, not a curated record. The coding region runs from base 51 to 1070 and encodes 339 amino acids.
GGCGCGGGGCCGCGGCCGCGGCGCUGCUCGGCCUGGGGAGCGCCCGCCCGAUGGCGGGGCGAGAGGACGGGCGGGACUGGGCGUACAGGGUUGAUCCAUAUGGGUUUGAAAGGCCAGAAGACUUUGAUUAUGCAUCCUAUGAAGCAUUCUUUUCCAGAUACCUAGUGGUACUCACUAGAAGAGCAAUAAAAUGGUCCAAGCUCCUAAAGGGGAAAAACAGUAUACAGAAGAGUUUGAAAGUGAAGAGAUAUAUCAGGAAAGGCAUCCCCAAUGAACACCGUGCAUUGGUCUGGAUGAUUGUGAGUGGGGCCCAAACCAACAUGGAACAAAACCCUGGCUAUUACCACAGACUACUUGAAGGAGAGAAGAAUGCCAAGCUGCUUGAAGCAAUCAAAACAGACAUGAACAGAACAUUUCCAGAUAAUGUAAAAUUCCGCAAAACUGCUGAUCCGUGUUUGCAGCACACACUCUACAAUGUAUUGGUCGCAUAUGGGCAUCAUAAUAAAGCAGUAGGAUAUUGUCAGGGCAUGAACUUCAUUGCUGGAUACCUGAUUCUUAUUACAAAGAAUGAAGAAGAGUCCUUUUGGUUGCUAGAUGCUCUUAUUGGAAGAAUAUUGCCUGAUUAUUACAGUCCUGCAAUGUUGGGCCUGAAAACUGAUCAGGAAGUUCUCGGAGAACUUGUGAAAAUGAAAGUUCCAGCUGUGGCAGAGCUGAUGGAAAGACAUGGAGUCAUGUGGACCCUAGUGGUGUCACGCUGGUUUAUAUGCCUGUUCAUUGACAUUCUUCCAGUGGAGACUGUGCUCCGAAUAUGGGAUUGUUUAUUCUAUGAAGGUUCAAAGAUCAUCUUCCGUGUGGCCUUAACAUUGAUUAAGCAAAACCAAGCUUUUAUUUUGGAAGCCACAAAUUUCCCUGACAUUUGUGAUAAAUUUAAGCAGAUCACCAAAGGAACAUUUGUAACAGAGUGUCACAGCUUCAUGCAGAAAAUCUUCACUGAUCCUGGAAGCUUAUCCAUGGCAACAAUCAACAAACUCCGAGAGACUUGCAGGGAGAAGUUGCUUUCUCAGGGAUAAUGUGCCAGAUGUAACCAGGUGGUCAGAUACUACAGCAAUUGACACAUUCCUCUAUUUGCACUGAUUAAAGCACACUUUAAGCUUUCCAUGAAUUAAUUGACACUUGACCAAUUUUCCUGCCUUUCAAGUAAGUGUGUUAACACUUUGUACUGUAUGUCAGAUUUGAUAUCUGGAACUGGUGGUUCUGUUAUUGUUGUUGGUGGUGUGUUGUUUUUAUUUUUUAAGGAUUAAGGUAUCUUCAGACUAGAAUGUGAUCCAUGUCAGGACCCUCCUUUUAAAAAAAUAGUCCCAGGGAACUUUGUAAUAUUAAAAGCAAACAGAUGUAUAAAAUUAUGUAUUACUGUGUUAACUGUGACAUCAUUACUAUUUGUACAAAAUAAAUUAAUUUAAUUUGUCAGAACCUGUUCCUUGGUGUAGAGAGUAAAAUAUGUGAUCUGAGUCCUGACUGCCAGUCACUGGCUGGAAUACAGGCAUCUUUUUCCUCACUGUUCUCACUUAAGGAACUCAAAUACAGCAAAGUACAGGGCAAGAGAGCAAUCAGUUAUCUUCACUAGCAGUUGAUGUAUGCAGUGUGAGAUAGAGCAGCAGUAGUGCAAUUCUCCCACACCCAUGUCCCUAAAAUUUUGAGGAGAAACACUUGUAAAGACAUCCAUGAACAGACAGACUUCUUUGACGGGAAGAUACUGGGUAGUUCCAAAGUCUGCACUGGCACCAGGCCACUUUCAGCCCUGCUUGGGCCAGGAGUCUGGGAAUUGAUUUCUUGUCCAUACAGAGCCCUCUGGUGGCCAAAUCCUCUCCUUCCAGCUGGGGAAAGGAGGAAAGGCAACUGGAGCAUUGUGUGGGGUUGCAUGGUCCCUGUGCAGCUGCUGUGGAAAGCCUCACCUUUGAACAGCACAAUCCUUCUCAGAAUUUACUCCAAGCUCUCUUCAUUCCUUGUGAAGCAUGGCUUUCCCCUAUCCUACAAAUUGAGAAUUUUUUAUUCCUCAGCAGAAAAAAAAGAAUCACCUUUUUCAGAGGAAGUAGAGGAGUGCUUUUCUAGACAACUAAAGACUGCUACUCAGCAGUGAUUCUGAGCUAUCCUAUCCCUUAUGGGAUAUCCCUUUUUCCUCAAGUACUGAAUUGUAAGGAUAGCAGCAGUAACAUUCUUCUAGGAAACAAUAUUCACUACUAGCAAAAUUCAUAGCUUCCAGGUACCUUCAAGGUCACAGGGCAUUUGGUCUUAGUACAGCAGCCUCACUGCCCUGCAUCAGGUUCUCUUGGUCAGGAGUGUUCUGUGCAAGGUUUUGGUGUGUCCUGGUUGCACAUUGCCCUCAGCAGAUGUUGCGUUUCCUACUUUGUAGUAAGAGGCCAACUUCAAAAUCAAACAUGAAGUAUCAUUUACACAGGCCUUAGACUAAGAACCUUAGCAGCAAGUCAGAAAGUGAGGCUUAGCCAGGCAGACUGCUGUGGGGACAUGUCUCAGGAAGUGGCAGUUCAAAGAGUUAACUUCUCCAGGUCUCAGGUUACCCACACACAGCUUUCCUUGUUUCCAAACACAAAGUGCAAAACGAACCUGAUUCCAACCUGAUUCCAACACUCACACGUUAAAGUUUUCCUUUGUGCCACAAACUAAAAACUUAAGCACUUCUUUAACUCCACACUAAACAAUGUUUGAAGGUUUCCAAGUACAGCCAAAUCAUGACUUCAACCCUCAAUAAAUGGUCAACAAAAGGUUUUAAGAGUGAUCAGCAAUACUAAGAAAUACAGAAAAAAAAAGUCUUUAUUAGCAUUGUUACAGGCAAUGCAUACAUAAGAACUGAUCCUUAAAGUGUACAACCCCCCAGCCAAGUUUAAAGCAAUAGAAUCAGCAGAUUGAGAUCUAUAUUGUACACAUGUGCAGUAACAGGAUCUCUCUGAACCUUCCAACAGAAUAGACUGAAAUCACUUUACAAAAAAAAGUAAAUAAAAAUAACACCCAUUUUAAAAAAGUACCAGCUCCUAACGAGCUAGCAUAGCAUCAAAAAUAUCAAACAGGGGAGUUGUCCAAUCGUAAAGAGUUCCUGUAAGGUUUGAGUAUUGCAUCCUUCACACCCUGCAUGUGCCAGGCAUUGAGUUUAAAGCUUAGUAAAAAAUG